Molecule: messenger RNA, 2928 nt
Organism: Falco peregrinus (peregrine falcon)
Lineage: Eukaryota; Metazoa; Chordata; Aves; Falconiformes; Falconidae
Gene: WIPF2
Product: WAS/WASL interacting protein family member 2
Molecular function (GO): actin binding
Source: RefSeq, a predicted model, not a curated record
GGCCGCGGCUGGAGGCCGGACGGCGCCGCGGGGCCGCGUUUCCGGGUGCGGCGGGAGGAGGCCGCGGGCGGCGGGGUUCCCCGCGUGCCUCGAUGUCCUCAGCCGCGACGUGGGAGGGAUGCGGCUGGGUUCAGGCUGCGGGCAUCCAGGCAAGACGUCGGCUGGGAGCCACUUCCCCCACCCCGCUGGCCGGUGGGAAGGUGGCAAGGAGCCAGUGCAGCAGCGUCCUCGGGCCAGACUUGGCCGCGGAUGGGUGUCCGCCUGGGUUGCUCUAGCCUGGCCUGAUCUCUGGUGUGGAGUGUCGCUGCCCCGCUGACGGCUGCCAGAGAGGAUCUAAUCUGACCUGACUCCUGCCUCCGCUGCCGAAGGAGGCGGCUCGGUUUGCAGAUGAGGCAUGAGUGACCAGGCUAGCCCCCAGCACUGAGCCGCCGGAGCUGCUGGGAGCUGGGCCAGGAUGCCGAUCCCUCCUCCCCCACCGCCGCCGCCGCCUGGCCCCCCGCCGCCUCCUACCUUCAGUCAGGCAAACACAGAGCUGCCGAAACUGAGCCGAGAGGAGCAGCGAGGCCGUGGGGCCCUCCUGCAGGACAUCUGUAAAGGGACCAAGCUAAGGAAAGUGACACAAAUCAACGACAGGAGCGCACCAAUCCUAGAGAAGCCCAAGGGCAGCGGUGGCGGCAGCUACAGCUCUAGCUCAGCUGCAAUCCAGGCAAAGGGCGGCCUCUUCCAAGGCGGUGUGCCCAAGCUCAGACCCGUGGGAGCGAAGGACAGCUCAGACAGCUCCAGUAAGCAAACCCUGCAAGUCCCCGGCUCCAGAGCAGCUGCCCCCAGGCCCCCGGUGCCGGCCAGCAACAGCCGACCUCAAGAUGAUGCUGACAACAGCCGGGGCUCUCCGCCGGAGCUGCCGCGCACGCAGAGGCCCUCCCUGCCGGAUCUCUCCCGGCCCAACACCACCAGCAGCACCGGCAUGAAGCACAGCUCCUCCGCCCCGCCGCCUCCCCCGCCGGGACGCCGUGCUGCCGCCCCUCCGGCCCCCCCGCCGGCGCACAGCGCCAAGGCCUCUUCCUACAACCGAGAGAAGCCCCUGCCGCCCACCCCGGGACAGCGACUGCCCGUGAGCAGGGACGGACCCCCUGCUCCACCACCCAUCAAGCCCCCUCCCUCCCCAGUCAGUAUCCGAACGGGGUCGGGGGCUCAGAGCCAGUCUCUCGCCCCCCCGCCGCCCCCUUAUCGGCAACCCCCCAGUGUCCCCAACGGCCCUUCCAGCCCCAUCAACGAAUCCGCCCCAGAGCUGCCGCAGAGACACAACUCCUUGCACAGGAAGACGCCGGGCGCUUUGCGGGGUCUGGCACCACCGCCACCUGCUUCAGCCUCCCCGUCUCUCCAGAGCAGUCGCCCCCCUCCGCCGGCCAGAGACCCCCCCAGCCGGGGAGCAGCUCCGCCACCCCCUCCGCCGAUGCUGCGAAAUGGGGGGCGUGACGCCCCCCCACCCCCGCCCCCCUACAGAUUGCAUGGUUCCGCCGAGCCCCCGAGCCGAGGGAAGCCGCCACCACCGCCCACAAGGACCCCGGCCGGGCCACCACCACCGCCUCCACCGGUGCGGAACGGGCACCGGGACUCCAUCUCCACCGUCAGAGCGUUCCUGGAUGACUUCGAAUCCAAAUACUCCUUUCACCCUGUCGAAGACUUCCCAGCCCCAGAAGAAUAUAAAUACUUCCAGAGAAUCUACCCCAGCAAAACAAACAGAGCUACACGUGGGGCCCCCCCCCCUGCCCCCCAUCCCCAGGUGAAAGCGGGCUGCACAGGCGGAUUGUUCCUGAGCAGAGAGACAAACCUCCUCCCCCUUCCUCAGGCGGACCCUCCCCACCUCCCUGCCCCCCAGGAUCCUGCAUGAGAAACUUCCAGCGUCUUUGGUUUUCCCAGCUGCACCAGGACGAGCAGAUACCUCCAGCCCAGCUCUCUCCGCCAGCCCACCCUCAUCUAUGCAUCUCCCCCGGGACUCGGGGACCUUGCUGGCAAACCCGCCUGGGUCCUUUCCUCCUCGUUCGUCGCAGAUCCCGGUUCGGGCCAGGAUCCCACGUCCAGCCGCAGCCUGGGAGCCAGGCGCGAGGACUUGGGGCAGUUGGGACCGGAGGUGGCUCAGUGCCCGAUCCCUCGGGGCUGGGGCAGAGCGAGGGCUCGGAGAGGAGCUGGGGUAGGGCAGGGGGUGGAUGCGCUGCGUGAUCACCGGCUGCGCCGGCGGUGGAGCGAGCGGGAGCUGGGAUGCACCGGCAGAGCCUCGUUACUCCGGCGCAGCCGAUUGCUUUUUUGCACAGGAGCCAGUGGAGGAGCAGGGGGGUGACAGGGACCAUCCAGGGAGACCCCCACAGCCCUGGGCAGGGGCUGGGGGCCACGAGGUGGCUUGAAGCUGGGGGGGGGGACACCCCCCUUUCUCUGCUCCCACCCCCCACACCCCUCCGGCAGCAUCACCCCCCAAACCCACCGCAGCCUUUUCACACCACGGGGUUUUGAUGGGGCGAGGAGGCGCCCGGCGGCAGCACCCCGGCUUUUAACGCUAAAUCACCAAACUUUGAGCAUUUUAACGGGAAGACACUAAUUAUCCGUGGAGGAAACGGGGGGUGGGGUGGUGGUUUGUUCUUUUUCUUCUGUGGCAGGGGGGGAACGUGGGGAGGGAGCUGGGGCCACAGCCCCCGCGCUGGGGGGGCUCCGCUGACGUUUUGCCUUACACACUCCCCUGUCCGACUGUUGGUACCGGGGCUGGAUUCUCUGUAUUUACUCGCAGUACCGGGGUGGGCUGGACAUUAACCGUAGUUACUGAUCUAUUUUGUACGUUGUAAAAAGCUUGUACUAUAGGAGGAAGGUGGGCUCGCUGCGGGGGUACUAAACCCUCCCCUCUAACUGUUUUGGGGGAUUUUUUUUUUUUUUUUUUUU